AUGGAAAAUGGAGAGGAGAACCUAAAGUCCCGUCCCUCGGUAAAAGAGAAGGUCAUGGGCAUCUUCAAACCGAAGUCCGAAGACUCGAACUCGCUUCAGGACCACCAGAAGCAGCAGCAGCAACGUCUGCCCCCGCAAGAAUACGAAUCAGGGCUUGAAGUCGUCCAGCCUCUCCCGUGGAACCCCAACGACGUCCCCUUGCCGGAGGUCGCGCCGCACAACCACCUAGACGCCAAGACGUUGUCGACACCGCAGGUCGCCAACGACCCGGCGUCAUGGCAUCACUACCACUUGAAGAAGAACCCAGGUCUCGAGGUGGCGGCGGCGCCGGCAUCUUCGCCGGACGCGUCGUCGGUGAUGAGCCCCGGCGGGUACAGCAGCACGCUCUACGGCGGCAGCCAGGACUCGACGCACGCGUACUACCAGCAACACCCGCCGGGGUACCACCGGCCGUCGUCCAAGAAGGCAUCCUCCGUCGACGGGCUCGGUAUGGGGCCGAGGGUGUGCGGGAUGCGGCGCAAGGUGUUUUACAUCGCGAUGGCGGUUGCGAUCGUCUUCGCCAUCGCGGCCAUCGCCAUCGGUCUCGGGGCCGGCUUGGCGUUCGGGCGGAAAUCAAGCGGUCAGUCCGGCGGCUCCGGUUCAGGCAACCUUCCGACAGGUGUGGAGUCAACAAAAACGGCAAAUAUCACCUGUCCGGCGUCGGACAACUCGACCUUUUCCGCGCAGGAUGAGCCGGACCGCCAGUUCAGGCUGAUUUGUGGCCACGACUACAACAGCGCAGACGGCGCCAUCGACCUGACGGCGGAGAACGCGACGACCAUGGCCAACUGCAUCGACCGGUGUGCCAACCGGACGGAGUGCGUCGGGGCCGGCUGGGGCGACUACUACGGUAAUCACGUAUGCUGGAUGAAGAGCCGCCUGGGGAAGCCCAACGUUUCCGGGAACUGGUUAUUUGCGGUCGAUCUCAACGGCACUGACGCGUCUUCAUUACCGUGA
Molecule: messenger RNA, 996 nt
Organism: Colletotrichum chrysophilum
Lineage: Eukaryota; Fungi; Ascomycota; Sordariomycetes; Glomerellales; Glomerellaceae
Exons: 2
Coding region: 1-996 (331 amino acids)
Source: RefSeq, a predicted model, not a curated record